Messenger RNA from Erigeron canadensis, 1796 nucleotides. RefSeq names its product protein NRT1/ PTR FAMILY 7.1-like. Gene Ontology annotation, biological process: transmembrane transport. The coding region runs from base 1 to 1716 and encodes 571 amino acids. Gene Ontology annotation, molecular function: transmembrane transporter activity. The transcript has 5 exons. Gene Ontology annotation, cellular component: membrane. The record is from RefSeq and is a predicted model, not a curated record. Lineage: Eukaryota; Viridiplantae; Streptophyta; Magnoliopsida; Asterales; Asteraceae.
AUGGAAGUAAAGAUAUCGGAUAAAACAGAAGAACCAGCACAGGUUCAACUCAAGCCAAAACGAAAAGUGGGGGGAUGGCCUCCAGCAUUUCUUCUGCUUGCAAAUCAAGCUCUAGCAACAUUUGCUUUCUUUGGUGUUGGAGUCAACAUGGUUCUGUUUUUGACCCGAGUCAUGGAUCAAGGUAAUGCAGAUGCAGCCAAUACCGUUAGCAAAUGGACUGGCACGGUCUAUUUGUGCUCCCUUCUUGGAGCAUUCCUUAGUGAUUCUUAUUGGGGUCGUUAUCUCACAUGCGCGGUCUUUCAACUGAUCUUAGUUAUGGGAUUGAUGCUUUUAUCCUUGACAUCUUGGCUAUUUUUAGUGAAACCUGCUGGAUGUGGAGACGGAGUUAAACAUUGCAUACCUACUUCGACGAAAGGAACACUAAUGUUCUACUUAUCGAUUUACAUGGUUGCGUUGGGGUAUGGAGGGCAUCAGCCAACCUUAGCCACUCUUGGCGCGGACCAAUUUGACGAGGAGGACCCAAAAUAUAAAGGAAAAGGGUCGAAAGGGGCUUUCUUUGCCUACUUUUAUGCUGCACUCAAUGUCGGGUCAUUGUUCUCAAACACAAUUCUCGUAUACUAUGAAGAUAUUGGUCACUGGACCACCGGCUUUUGGGUAGCUAUGGGGUCCGCAGUUGUAGGUCUGUUAUCAUAUUUUUGUGGUUCACUUCAUUAUCGGUAUGUUAAGGCAUCUGGAAAUCCUCUCCCACGUGUCGCACAAGUAUUCGUUGCUGCGAGCAGAAAAUAUAAGGUUGAGGUUGAUGACACAAAGCAAUUGUAUGAAGUCGAAGGUGUGGAGUCGGCUAUCAAAGGUAGUCGCAAGAUCCUGCAUAGCGAGGAGUACAAGUGUUUAGACAAGGCGGCAGUGGUGACAGAGAACGAUUUGUCAGGCCCACAUAACCAUUGGAGAUUAUGUACAGUGACACAAGUAGAAGAAGCAAAAUGUGUGAUAAGAAUGCUACCAAUUUGGCUAUGCACGAUUAUUUAUUCUGUCAUUUUCACGCAAAUGGCGUCGCUAUUCGUGGAGCAAGGUGCGGUGAUGAAUGCCUAUGUCGGAAGCUUUCAUUUGCCAGCAGCAAGCAUGUCGGUUUUUGACAUUGUAAGCGUCCUCAUAUGCACCCUGCUCUACCGUAAAGUGUUAGUCCCCUUAGCCGGAAGAUUAAGUGGAAACCCAAAAGGUUUAACAGAGCUUCAACGAAUGGGCGUAGGACUUGUCAUUGGACUUUUUGCAAUGAUCGCGGCUGGACUCACAGAAGUUGAAAGACUAAAACAUGCUAUUCCUGAAAAGCACUCGAGUACAAUGAGCAUAUUUUGGCAAGUGCCACAAUAUGUGCUUGUUGGUGCAUCCGAGGUUUUUAUGUAUGUUGGACAACUGGAGUUCUUUAAUAGCCAAGCGCCCGAUGGUAUUAAGAGUUUUGGAAGCUCACUUUGUAUGGCGUCGAUAUCUUUAGGAAAUUAUGUGAGUAGCCUUUUGGUCCAUAUGGUGAUGAUUAUCACGGCUAAGGGAGAUGAAGCCGGGUGGAUCCCAGAGAAUUUAAACGAUGGUCAUAUGGAUCGAUUUUAUUUCCUUAUCGCGAUAUUGACCGUGUUUGAUUUGGUACUCUACGUUUAUUGUGCUAAGAAUUACAAGUGCAUGGUGGAAGAAAAUGGCAACGAGCUGAAGAAGGAAGAAGUUUAAUCAUUUUGAAACGGUUUUACCAAUUUAAGUAUAUGUAGGUGUAGUCUUAAUUUCUUGGUUAUGUGUCUUUGGAUUUUCGA